AUUUAAUAUAUAUAAUUAUUUGUAAACAAAGCUAAUUUUUUUUUUAUACAACAAUUCAAAUACAAAAACUACAAUAUAAAGCUUAAUAUGUAUUAUGUUUCAAUGGAGAAAGAAAAACCCUAUGCAUUAUGGCAACAUAACACCUAUAAAUGCCGCAAGACUUUCAUAUUCAUCCAUUUUUAGUCCAUACCUUUUUAAAAAGUUCAAGAAUUUCGCCUUCGAUAUGAUCUUGAGGCCUAUAGAUCCCGAGGGAUAAUUCAUAGGGGUUCCUCCUUGAUCACUCAAUGUCUUUGUGAUGGUUAUAGAGAACGGCGUUUCUCGUUCUUGCGACUGAGCACAUUUUUCAUUUAUUUUUUAUCCGUAUCGUCUUGUUGUUUCUUUUUACUUCUAUCCAUUUCAUUUAGUCUUUGUAAAAGUUGAUUAUUAGUUACUCUUUAAAUAUGAUGUGUUGGAUGUUCA
Rhizophagus irregularis DAOM 181602=DAOM 197198 is the source of this 459-nucleotide messenger RNA. The record is from RefSeq and is a predicted model, not a curated record. Lineage: Eukaryota; Fungi; Glomeromycota; Glomeromycetes; Glomerales; Glomeraceae.